AUGGCGGAAGGAGGAGCGGCCGAUCUGGAAACCCAGAGAGGAGAGGUCGCGGCACUGAUGAAAACGCCGUUAAAAAAGGGCGACACUUGGUAUUUGGUAGACAGUCACUGGUUCAAACAGUGGAAGAAAUAUGUGGGAUUUGACAGUUGGGACAAAUAUCAAAUGGGUGACCAAAAUGUCUACCCUGGACCGGUUGACAAUUCGGGACUUCUCCGAGAUAGGGACGUUUUGGUCAUUAAGGAACACCUUAUCGACGAGCUCGACUACAUCCUGGUCCCCACGGACGGCUGGAAUAAGAUGGUCAGCUGGUACGGGCUGACAGACGGUCAAGAGCCAAUCGCGCGCAAGGUUGUCGAGCAAGGCAUGUUUGUGAAGCACUACAAGGUGGAGGUGUACCUGACAGAGCUGAAGCUAUGCGAGGAUAGCAAUAUGGACAAUGUGGUCACCAGGCGCUUUAGCAAAGCUGACACAAUAGACUUAAUAGAGAAAGAAAUGAGAAAACUCUUCAGCAUCCCGGAUGAGAAGGAAACCAGGCUUUGGAACCGGUACAUGAGCAACACCUUCGAACCUCUCAACAAGCCCGACAGCACCAUCCAAGACGCCGGCCUCUACCAAGGACAGGUUCUCGUAAUAGAGCAGAAGAACGAAGACGGCUCGUGGCCCCGGGGCUCAGACGCACUCAAGUCAUCCGGUGCUUCCAAUCUCUCUGCUUUGCCAAAGAUCUCGCCUUCAUCUCUCACAAACAAUCAUAACAGCAGCUUCAACAGCAGGAAUGUGAAGAAUUCAACCUUCAGCCUCCCGUCCUACCACACUUACAGUAACAGCUACGACUACUCGGAACUGAGUCGACAGAGUGAACACGCGGGCCUGUGCGGUCUGUCCAACCUUGGCAACACAUGCUUCAUGAACUCUGCUGUGCAGUGUUUAAGUAAUAUCCCUCCCCUGACGGACUACUUCCUGAAAGACAAGUACACGAGCGAGCUGAACGUGGACAACCCUCUGGGAAUGAAGGGGGAGAUUGCAAGAGCCUACGCCGAGCUAAUUAAGCAGCUGUGGUCUUGUAAAUACAGCCACGUUACGCCAAGGCCUUUCAAGACCCAAGUGGGCCGUUUUGCCCCUCAAUUCUCAGGCUACCAGCAGCAAGACUCUCACGAGCUGCUAGCGUUUCUCCUAGACGGUCUUCACGAGGACUUGAACCGGAUCAGGAAGAAGCCGUACAUACAGCUAAAGGAUGCUAACGGCCGACCUGAUAAGGUGGUUGCCGAAGAGGCUUGGGAAAGCCACAUCAAAAGGAACGACUCGAUAAUCGUGGACAUCUUUCAUGGCCUUUUUAAGUCCACCUUGGUGUGCCCUUUUUGCUCCAAGGUCUCUGUGACUUUCGAUCCUUUCUGCUACUUGACGCUGCCUUUGCCAAUGAAAAAGGAACGCACCCUGGAGGUUUAUCUAGUCAGAUUAGAUCCUCUCGCCAAACCCACGCAGUACAAACUGACAGUGCCAAAGGUGGGCUGCAUCUCAGACCUGUGUACCUCCCUCUCCAGUCUGUCUGGAGUGCCCGCUGAAAAGAUGAUCGUAACAGACAUCUACAGCCACCGUUUCCACCGGAUCUUCGCUACCAACGAAAACCUUAGCAGCAUCAUGGAGAGAGACGAUAUUUACGUGUUUGAGGUUGCAGUAAACCGGGUGGAAGACACGGACCACGUUGUUAUUCCUGUGCACCUGAGGGAAAAAUACAAACAGUCGGGAUUCAAUCAAACCAGCACGCCACUGUUCGGACAGCCUUUCCUCAUUGCUGUACCGAGGACCCUUAAUGAGGACAAACUCUACAACAUGCUGUUACUGCGCCUGUGCCGGUUUGUGAGAUCUUCUGUCGCGGAAGAUGAAGACGACUGCGAAGAGACUCAGUCAAGCAAACAACACGCUGUUAAUGGGAACGCAACCAAUGGCGUGUCAGAAGAAGGGUCGCCAAGUAAGUCAUUCAAACAUCCCGGAGGAUAGACCGUUUUAGGGCCGGGAAAGUCACUGCAGAUAUUUUUUUUUCAUACUUCAGGUGAGAUGGAGACUGACGAACAGGACGACGAGUCCAGUCAAGAUCAAGAGCUGCCGUCCGAAAACGACAACAGCCAAUCGGAGGACUCUGUUGGCGGGGACAACGAGCUGGAGAACGGCGUGGUUGCACCUCAGAACUCCACCAAAGGCCUGCAUGCUGGCGGGCACAGCAAAAAGAGACUUUUCACAUUCCAGCUCAAUAACAUGGGUAAAUCAGACUUCUCCCUCAUCAAAGAAGACACCAGGCAGAUCCGGUUUGAUGAGGGACAUUUACGGCUCAACGAUCGCUCUUUUCUCUCUUUGGAUUGGGAGCCCGAGAUGAAAAAGAAGUAUUUUGACGAGACGGUCGUCGAGGACUUCGACAAGCACGAAAGCAUGGAGUACAAACCUCAGAAGAAGGCUUACUUCAAAUUAAAAGACUGCAUUGAACUUUUUACCACUAAGGAGAAACUGGGAGCUGAGGACCCUUGGUACUGUCCGAGUUGUAAGAUGCACCAGCAAGCCACAAAAAAGCUAGACUUGUGGUCUCUGCCUCCAGUGCUCGUGGUUCAUCUAAAAAGAUUCUCCUACAGUCGCUAUAUGAGAGAUAAACUAGACUCCCUUGUUGACUUCCCACUCAGUGAUUUAGAUAUGUCAGAGUUUCUGAUCAACCCCAACAGCGGACCGUGUCGCUACGACCUCAUCGCCGUGUCGAACCACUACGGCGGAAUGGGCGGAGGCCACUAUACCGCUUACGCCAAAAACACAGAUGAUGGAAAGUGGUACAAUUUUGACGACGGCAACGUGUCGCCUGCCAGCGAGGAUCAAAUAGUGUCCAAAGCAGGCUACGUGCUCUUCUACCAGCGUCAGGACACCGUCAAAGGCACUGGCUACUUUGCGCUCGACCGCGAGAAAGAGGACGACAAGGAAGAAGAAGAGGACGAAGAUGAGGAGGAGGAAGACGACGAGGAAAACGAAGGGAGACGGAGCGCAUCCUCGAUCCGGUGCGCCGAGGACGUGAACGAGAACGAGUGCGCCAAGAACGACGACGAGUCGGAAGCGGAGGAAGACGAAGCGCCCGGUCGAGACGUCGCCAUGAGCGCCAAUUGA
Molecule: messenger RNA, 3135 nt
Organism: Nerophis lumbriciformis (worm pipefish)
Lineage: Eukaryota; Metazoa; Chordata; Actinopteri; Syngnathiformes; Syngnathidae
Source: RefSeq, a predicted model, not a curated record